AUGGAUUCUUCCGCAGCUAUGAAUGCAUCAAAUAAAGAACUUCAUAUGGCAUCGAAUUCUGAUUCCGGUGAUACAAUUAUUCCAUUAGAAAAUCCUAAUAAUGUACCGACAAUUGUUGUUCAUUCACCAACAAGUGAUACUGAUCUAAGUGUUACACCUGCUUUUCCAAAUUUUUCAACGAAUGAAGAAGUUGUUAAUCAACCAGUAUCUACUGAUCCUAUAGAACCAUCUAAUACAAAUUUAGAAGAAGAUGAAGAAGAAGAAAAUAAAUCUGUCUUAGUACCAAUGACUACUCCAAAUCUACCACAACAAAAUACUCAAUUACUUGAUGAAUUGAAAUAUUUACUAAAACCAACAAAUUCAUUAGCAACCUCAAAUUCAGUAAUACAAGAAUCCCAAGAAGCAGAUGCAGCUAUAAAACGUCGAACACUUCAAUUUGACGAGAAUUUAAUGACAAAUGCUAACAACUCGUUAAUUGAUGAUUUAACACCAAAUGAAAUUAAAUCACUGAAUGCAGCAGAACGUCGUUCCAUUGCAUCACGUAGUCAUCGAUCAUCAUCAAACGCUGACUCAAUAGGUAAUGGAUCACGAAAUCCAUCAAUGCAACCAAGUAUACAUCCCCGUACUCAAUCUCAAUCAUCAUCAUCAGCCGCUCCCAUUACUCAACCUGAACAACGUACUUUGUUGAGUCAACUUUCUGGUUUAACUUGGGCAUUUAUUGCAGCUUAUUCUUUUACUAUCAUCUUAUUUCUAACUCGAAUGUGUGGAAUUGAUCUUAUCUUUGGAUUUUUCUUGCAAAUGAUUAUUCAAACAAUAGCAUUUGGUGUUUAUGCUUUCUAUAAAGGUUAUAAUUUAUUAGGACCAUCGGAUCAUCGAAUUGCAAUGAUUUGUCGUGCUGUACUAAUUGGUAUUGGUUCAUUGACUUCUUUCCUUGCCUAUUACUUUAUAACAAUAGUGGAUCUUUCAGCCAUUCGACAGAGUCAAGUCAUAGUGACUAUAAUACUUUCUAUAGUUGUUCUUCAUGAACGUGCUACUAUAGCACGUAUUAUUGCGUGUGGUAUAACAUUUAUUGCUAUAAUGAUUUUUUAUGCAGAAGAAGCAUUUAGUUCGUACAACACUUUCUGGAAUCCAAAUGUAAUAACGUGGAAUCAUCUUCUCGGCAUUAGUCUUGCUCUUUGUACGGCUAUUACUCAUAGCAUAGCAUCAACAAUGAACAAACGUUAUUUUAGUAUUGAACAAUUACAUAAUACUGUUUUAUGUUUUUGGUCAGCUGUAUCAGCAUUCAUUAUAUCAAGUAUUGUUCUAUUUAUAAAACACUUUUUUUCAAGUGGUGCACACUCAUAUUCUGUGUAUAGACAACGUCUUUUUUUUGCUGAUACACACUUAUUUCCUCAUGAUUGGCGUUUAUUUGUCAGUUUUUUACUAGCAUUAGCAUCAAUUUUUGUUUUUAUUGCUAAUCAAAAAGCAAUAAAACGUGGACCUCCUUCAAUAGUAACAUUAAUUUAUUCAACAGAUAUUGUACUUGCAUUGAUCUUACACAAUAUAUUUUCACGUAUUAAAAGUAGUAAAGCCGGUCUACUAGGUUGUGUGUUAAUAUUAAUAUCUAUUUUGGUCGUUUGUCUGGAAGUAUUUAUAGCGGAGAAAAAUAGAAAGAAAAUGGCAAUUAAAAUAGUAGAAGCAGCGAAUGCAAGUACACAAAAAUUUGACUUACCAAAACCAUCAAUUUUAAAAAAACCAAAAAAACAGUUUUUGACAUAA
Messenger RNA from Adineta steineri, 1758 nucleotides. NCBI's taxonomy places the organism in Eukaryota, Metazoa, Rotifera, Eurotatoria, Adinetida, Adinetidae. The record is from the annotation of a GenBank genome assembly.